Molecule: messenger RNA, 704 nt
Organism: Scatophagus argus
Lineage: Eukaryota; Metazoa; Chordata; Actinopteri; Scatophagidae
Gene: birc5b
Product: baculoviral IAP repeat containing 5b
Exons: 4
Coding region: 118-561 (147 amino acids)
Source: RefSeq, a predicted model, not a curated record
AAUCAGCCAAAACUGAAAACACCUGUGGAGGUGUGCAAGGGCCAUCAGCACAUGUCCACAUCAACAACCACUCUGUGACUCAGAUUUUGUUGAACAUUUUUUUUUUUUACUAAAGAUAUGGCCAGCAUAGAUGUGUUGAUGACAAGGUUUUACUCUUAUGGCAAAAUGUACAGCCAGGAUUUACGUGAACAAAGCUUUGUAGACUGGCCAUUCAGAGAGGAAUGUAACUGCACACCUGAAAAGAUGGCCAAGGCUGGGUUUGUCCACUGCCCCAGUCAGAAUGAGCCUGAUGUUGCCUGCUGUUUCUUCUGUCUGAUUGAGCUUGAGGGUUGGGAGCCAGAUGAUGAUCCCUGGUCUGAACAUAUAAAACGCUCCCCAAACUGUGGAUUCUUAACCAUGAAGAAAGACUUCACUGAACUAACUGUGGCUGAAUUCUGUCUUAUGGAAAAGGAGAGGCUAAAGGUGUACCAUAGGAAGGUUUGUCAUAAGAAGAUGGCAUAUUUGAAGGAUGAAAUAGACCAUAAGCUUGAGAGCCUUAAAUCUCAGUUGGAGACACUUUGAGCGCAAUCAAAACUUCUGAUUUUCAUUGCCACAAGAAUCAAAGUGUGUGGCAACUGCCUAAAGUCCAUAUGGCAAUUUCAAUAGUUUGAUGAUUAAUACAAUGAGUUUAAAUAUCAAUAAAGUUUUAAGGACUAUUACACUUA